Lipotes vexillifer (Yangtze River dolphin) is the source of this 1446-nucleotide messenger RNA. It is a transcript of the gene CASQ2, whose product is annotated as calsequestrin 2. Gene Ontology annotation, molecular function: calcium ion binding. The transcript is spliced from 11 exons. Gene Ontology annotation, biological process: regulation of cardiac muscle contraction by regulation of the release of sequestered calcium ion. The coding region runs from base 214 to 1446 and encodes 410 amino acids. Gene Ontology annotation, cellular component: Z disc; sarcoplasmic reticulum lumen. The record is from RefSeq and is a predicted model, not a curated record. Lineage: Eukaryota; Metazoa; Chordata; Mammalia; Artiodactyla; Lipotidae.
UGUGAGCCUCUGCACGCUUCGUCCCAAGCCCACGAUUACGAUUACAGUCAGUAGCCGGAGAAGGCGAAGAGGGGGUUCUCGGGCCCAGGAAGGGCCAAGGAGAGAGACGAGAUCGGCCUCUCUGCUCCCCGCUGCUCCCAACAAGUCCUCUAAGGCACCAGCCUCUUUCCUACACACGGUGUCUUGGGGAAAGAAAAACAAAACUUUGCCCAGAUGAAGAGAACCCACCUGUUUGUGGUGGUGGUCUACCUGCUGUCCUCCUGCAGGGCAGAGGAGGGGCUGAACUUCCCCACCUAUGACGGCAAGGACCGCGUGGUCAGUCUAACUGAGAAGAACUUCAAGCAGGUUUUGAAGAAAUACGACUUGCUCUGCCUCUACUACCAUGAGCCCGUGUCUUCAGAUAAAGUCGCACAGAAACAGUUCCAACUGAAAGAAAUCGUGCUGGAGCUUGUGGCCCAAGUCCUGGAACAUAAAGAUAUAGGCUUUGUGAUGGUGGAUGCCAAGAAAGAAGCCAAGCUUGCCAAGAAACUGGGUUUUGAUGAAGAAGGAAGUCUGUAUGUUCUUAAGGGUGAUCGCACAAUUGAGUUCGAUGGCGAGUUUGCAGCUGACGUCUUGGUGGAGUUUCUCUUGGACCUCAUUGAAGACCCCGUGGAGAUCAUCAACAGCAAACUGGAAGUCCAAGCCUUUGAGCGCAUUGAGGACCAUAUCAAACUCAUCGGCUUUUUCAAGAGUGAGGACUCAGAGUAUUACAAGGCUUUUGAAGAGGCAGCUGAACAUUUCCAGCCGUACAUCAAAUUUUUUGCUACUUUCGACAAAGGGGUUGCAAAGAAAUUGUCCUUGAAGAUGAAUGAGGUUGACUUCUAUGAGCCAUUUAUGGACGAGCCCAUUGCCAUCCCUGACAAACCCUACACAGAAGAGGAGCUUGUGGAGUUUGUGAAGGAGCACCAGAGACCCACUCUACGUCGCUUGCGCCCAGAAGAUAUGUUUGAAACAUGGGAAGAUGAUUUGAACGGGAUCCACAUUGUGGCCUUUGCGGAGAGGAGUGAUCCAGAUGGCUAUGAGUUCCUGGAGAUCCUGAAGCAGGUUGCUCGGGACAACACGGACAACCCUGACCUGAGCAUUGUAUGGAUCGACCCAGAUGACUUUCCUCUGCUUGUUGCCUAUUGGGAAAAGACUUUCAAGAUUGACCUAUUCAAGCCACAGAUUGGAGUGGUGAAUGUUACAGAUGCUGACAGUGUCUGGAUGGAGAUUCCAGAUGGUGAUGACCUGCCCACAGCUGAGGAGCUGGAAGACUGGAUUGAGGAUGUGCUUUCUGGGAAGAUAAACACUGAGGAUGAUGACAGCGAAGAUGAGGAGGAUGAAGACGAUGACGACGACAAUGAUGAUGAUGACAAUGACAAUUCUGACGAAGAGGAUAAUGAUGACAGUGAUGACGAUGAUGACUAG